Molecule: messenger RNA, 714 nt
Organism: Paramecium octaurelia
Lineage: Eukaryota; Ciliophora; Oligohymenophorea; Peniculida; Parameciidae
Source: the annotation of a GenBank genome assembly
AAUAGAAUGAGGGCUGGAUUACUAAAAAAUUAUGGACCAACUCAAGUAUUUCCAGAAGGGAAGUAGGAAAGAGCGUAGUCGCUUUAUGAUAUUACAAAUCAUUACUUAAAGGCUUAAGUUGGCAAGAAUGAUCAGAAAUCGAAAUCAGUUAAUACUUAUGGAGUUGAAUGUACUUUGGAAUAAUACCAUAUUUAGAGCGGGACUUCUAUGAUUAGUUGAGAUUGAAGGGGAAGGAGAAAAAGAUGUAUUGAAUUGUAGAAUUUUCAUGUAGUUAAAAUUAAAGUUCCCACAAACCUAUUUUUAAGUUGAGAGGCGACAAUGUCGUAGCGAUAAAAUCGAAGGAUCGAGAAUUGUACCCUGCAGAUAUCCAAUGGAAUAAUGGGCAGAUUGGUAGAAUAAAGGGGGAGAUUAGCGGGAAAGUUGACAAGAAUUAUGCGAAAGUAAAUAAUAGUAAAAAAUAAGAUAAGAAGAUAUUUGGAGGGGUCAUCAAGUGUAAUUGAUUAUUCAGAAUCCAAGAUGUACGACAAAUUCAAUUCGUAUACCAACAUUACGAAUCAGGAACGAUUUUCAAAGGAUUGUGAUAUCAUGUUCAGAACUAGCAAUAAUGCUUAACCUGGGAAUGUUCAAUCCGUUGGAAGUAUAUAGAGGACUAAAUAUGAGCCGGAUUGGAUUCAAAGAGGGAAAUACUGAUAAUUUAUUUAUAUUGAAAAUGCG